This is a messenger RNA of Talaromyces atroroseus, 708 nucleotides long. RefSeq names its product 3,4-dihydroxy-2-butanone 4-phosphate synthase. The transcript has 4 exons. NCBI's taxonomy places the organism in Eukaryota, Fungi, Ascomycota, Eurotiomycetes, Eurotiales, Trichocomaceae. Bases 1 to 708 code for a protein of 235 amino acids. Gene Ontology annotation, cellular component: mitochondrial intermembrane space; cytosol. Gene Ontology annotation, biological process: riboflavin biosynthetic process; aerobic respiration. Gene Ontology annotation, molecular function: 3,4-dihydroxy-2-butanone-4-phosphate synthase activity. The record is from RefSeq and is a predicted model, not a curated record.
AUGUCAUCGUUAAGCGAGACCAAUUUGACGUUCGAUCCUGUGGAAGACGCGGUUGCUGCUUUUAAAAAUGGCCAAUUCGUGAUUGUGCUCGACUCGCAAGACCGUGAGAAUGAGGGCGAUUUGAUCAUUGCCGCAGACGCUGUGACGGAGGCACAGAUGGCAUUUUUAGUGCGAUAUUCGAGUGGCUACGUUUGCGCUCCAGUCCUCCCCUCCCAUGCCGACAAACUCCUUCUACCACAGAUGGUAAUCAACAAUGCAGACCCUCUCAUCACAGCCUACACAAUCUCUAUAGACUCCAAUGACCCCUCUGUGACUACUGGUAUCUCUGCACACGACCGCGCCUUGACAUGCAGGCAAUUGGCAGACCCAAAUAGCAAGGCCGAGAAUUUCCGACGUCCAGGACACAUCCUCCCGCUGCGCGCAAGGGAAGGCGGCGUGCGGGAGCGGCGAGGCCAUACUGAGGCUGCGGUUGAUCUAUGUCGUUUGGCUGGCCGAAAUCCUGCAGGUGUGAUUGGCGAGCUCGUCGAGGAAGGCGAGGUCACUGAAGGCGUGGCUGAAGUUACCGGAAAUAACGGUAUGAUGAGGAGAGAUGCUUGUUUGAGAUUCGGUAAGAGAUUCGGAUUGAAAGUCACUACUAUUGAGGAUAUGGUUGCCUAUCUUGAGAAGCUGGAUCCAAAUGGGACUUUUGAUUUCACAAAUGGUUGUUAA